CUUGGUCUAGUCUCUUAUUUGUAAACAGAGCCUCUGUGGGAUGCAAGUAUUUUCUGUGUAGCCUCUUCCCUUUGACUCAAAGUUGAAUUAGAAUUCCAUUUAAGUUACAUCAGAACUAUGUUAUAGUGAACAGCACUGAAACUUGGUGGGAUGUUUCACACCACUGAAGUGGCACAAUAAAUGCCUGCAAACACGUCAGAAGGGAGGAGAGGUCACUCGACAGGACUACGAAGUUGUCAUGUGGUUCUGCAAGGAGAGAAUUAGAAGGGUCAAAGCCCAAAGAUAAAUUUAUCUGACUUCAGCCAGACCACAAUAAAUCAUUUUACAAAUAUAUUAGCAACAAAUGGAGGACCAAGGUGAGUCUCUGUCCUUUACUGAAUGUGGGACCUUUCCAGAAGGGAAACAGAGAGCUGGUGACAAAGGAUAUGGAUAAGACCGAGGUGCUCAACAACUUCUUUGCCUCAGUCUUCAACAGCAAGGGCUCCAGCCACAACGCCCAAGUGACAGAGGGCAAAAGUAAGGACUGGGAAAAGGGAGAUUUGCCCACUAUAACUGAAGAUCAUGUUUGUGAGUACCUCAGGAAUCUGAAUGUGCACAAGUCCAUGGAGUCUGAUGAGAUUCACCCACGGGUCCUGAGGGAACUGACAGAUGAAGUUGCUAAACCACUGUCCAUCAUAUUUGAAAGGUCAUGGCAGAAUGGUGAAGUUCCUGCUGACUGGAAAAGGGCAAACAUAACUCAUAUCUUCAAGAAGAGAAAAAAGGGUCACCCCAGGAAAAACACACCAGUCAGUCUCACCUGUGUGCCUGGCAAGAUCAUGGAGCAGAUCCUUCUGAAGACAGAUGGGAAACAAAGAGCACAACCUCAGCGUUUGCCUCAGCCAAAUACUUCAGCACUGGAAAGGGGUGAGGAAGAAAGUGUUAAAAUCCAAAACGGCCAUGUGGGUCUAAGUAAUGGAAGUGGAAUUCACAAUGGAGUCAAGCAUACGCCUGCAGACAACAGAAAGCUUUCAGCUCCUGUUUCAGAAAAAAUGCACAGAAAAAUUCAGUCUACCUUGUCUGUCAACAGCAACAGCAGCAAGAAGAGUAAGAUAAGCUCUGUGUUUUCUCAAAAGCCAGGUACUUCACCUGAAGAUUGCUGUGUUCACUGUAUCCUGGCUUGCUUGUUCUGUGAAUUUCUCACCCUCUGUAACAUUGUUCUGGGACAAGCAUCCUGUGGCAUCUGCACAUCGGAGGCCUGCUGCUGCUGCUGUGGGGACGAGAUGGGGGAUGACUGUAACUGCCCGUGUGAUAUGGACUGUGGCAUCAUGGACGCAUGUUGUGAAUCUUCAGAUUGCUUGGAAAUCUGCAUGGAAUGCUGUGGGAUCUGCUUCCCAUCAUGAAACAUUUAUGCCUUUUUAUUUUAUUCUCUGUAUAACUGGAGAGCUUUUCUUUAAAUGUAUUUGAAGAAAGACAAGGUAAGAUAUUCACAAAACCAACUGGUAUUGCACUGUCAAUUCCCUAUAUAUAAAUAUAUUUUUUAAAGCAAUCCUCAAAUCUGUAUUCUAACAUAAAUUGUAUAGUUUUGUAUAUGGAACUCAAGCUAUAUUCCAGCUUCAUUUUGACUUUGCAAGUGGAAGACUUUAUUGAAAGCACAUUAUAGACCUGAUUCCCCCCAGGCUGUGUAAGGGCAAAACUGCCAUUUGAAUUGAGUAACAGGUUUUGGUCAGCGAAGAGACUACAGGGAAAAGCCUUAAGGAUUUACCUUUACCUACAUGAAUGUUUAAAUGCUUAAAUGCCUCCAUGCAUAACAUGCCUCUACAGGCAUUGUGAAAAGUCACACAUCCUUAUUUCAAUCUAUUUGGGUUGAAAGUGACUUUGCUCUGUUAUUUUAAAAUGCAUUCAAAAGUCAGCAUCAGGAAUCUACUGUUGGGUUUGCUGCAUUGGUUGCUGUGGCAAUAUUUCUUUUGUUGGGAAUAUCUUACUGGCUUGAGAGAGAUUCCUUGUAUUUUCUAUUGUCAGUAUUGAUCCUAUGAGAAGAAUUGGCAUACUUAAGCCAGUUUAAGUUUUGUCAUGAACUAGAGUACCAAGAUUUUGUUGUUCUCAAUCAAAAUAGAAUAGAGAAGUUCUAUUUUACUUCAGUACUAAUGUUACUUGAAAUGCUUCUUUGUAGAAAGAGACUUUAGAAAUAUGUGUAGACAUGAAAUAUAUCCUUAAAACUGACAGAUCAACUAAUAGUCUAACAAAUCUUCAAACUUUGGCUAUAAAAGGGGAAUUACUAGAACUUAACUUGAGAAUCUAAAGGGCUUUGUCAAGUGCUUGUGACUUUAGAGCUAGUGCCAUAUAACUUGGUAUUUAUUUCUUCUCUGUGUGAGAAAGAUCCUUAGAAUAUGGCAGAAUUUAAACAAUUUUCAGAGGCCAACUUUAAGUGGAUCAAAGAAUUCUGUUGUUGAAUGCAAAAAGUAAAUGCAAAAAUACUUAUUCUCUCAUACAUUUUAAGUCUUGAUUUUAGAUAAUUGUUUAAAAAAAUGGAAAUUUUAGAGAGUGUUUGGUAUCCUUUAAAAAUGAAAGGACUGGGGUUUGAAAUGUUUGGGAAAUAGUUAGGAGCCAGUGGACAACUUUUUUCCUGUUGUGCCAUUAAGAUAUUUCUGAAAAUACUUCUCUUUGUCGUUGUAAUUGUGAAAUCAAAUCAUUCCAACACAUCAAGAGAUUGAUGGCACUCACAGAUUUAGGGAAUAAUGGUACCCAUUUUCUUUACCAUCUGCUAGAUUCUCACUUUCAUGCCUGUAGCUCAUUUACUUUUUUCUUGUGUAAAGUACCUACAUCUCUUGAUCUUACAUACUUAAGUUUCCUACCAACACUCCAGAUUUCCUUUUUGUAGAUGGUUGGGCCUUAUAAAUUUAGAUCUUGUUGCCAGUCAUUGAUAGCCAAUAGCAAAUAUCCACUGAGUGAAUUUACCGCAAUUGUCUCUUUCCACUGAAGUGAAUUCAGUUUAUGCAAAUGUGACAAGCUAAAGAUCACAGGAAUGUGAAGCUAAGUCAACAAAUGGUCUGAUACUAACCGAAGCUUAUUAACAAAACACUGACUAGUAGUGCCUACUACUGCAAGUUAACACUGCAGGUUAUAUAGCCAAAUCCUCAACUAUACUAGGAAGCUGAGAGAUAUUACAUUUUGUCUUAAACAUAUGCAGUAUUGUGGUGUAUUCUUAUACAAUGCAGAUCUUACAGAGUUUCUCUGCUAUUUUUUGAUAGUUACAACAAGAUUUGAUCUUACCAUGGGUAUUUCUCUCCCAUAUUGGACCAAAUUCAGAUCUGUGUUGCAUAAACUAAGUACAUUUCCAUUAAUGUCAGAAUUUUUUAUUGAUUUAGCUCCAACUAAAGAGCACAAAGAUAUUAUGGUAAUAGGCAGGCUAACAAGGAAUCUUGUAGUUAAACUGAUAAAUUCCCAGAGGUCAGAAUCAGGCCCAUGGGGCUCAAUUAUGAUUCCUAGAAGUCCAAACCACAUUGGGAAGGGGGAAAAGGUGCCUUGGUUGAGUGGCAGUGCCUGGAGGCAUUUUGCCUUUGUAAGGCAUCACAAUGAGCACUGGUACUCAAGGCACCUUGGAAAAAGUCUAGACAGUACUUCACCCAUUCUGGGUCUGUGGUUGACAACUCUGGUGGUGGGACAUGUACCCAGGCACUAGGCAGCACCAUGAAACAUCCUUCGUCAUGCCCUUCUGGUCUCAGAGAGGUGAUUUAUGGCUGUUUCUUUUCUCAUUGUGCUUUCUGGAACAAGGAAGAGAACAUCAGUGACCUGUCCUGCCCCAGUGCCCAUACCCACUUGCACUUUUGUGCUUGGAAAACUGCACCUUUUCAUGUCAAGCUUUUAGUGAGUACUCAAUGUUAGUAAAAAUUACCUUUACUACAGGAUGAUAUUGUUUUAAACAAAGGAGAGUCCUUUUUCUGUGUAGAGGUUUAGCUAUACAGUUUGCUCUGCACAAACUCUUGUUUCUGCUUACAGGAACUCAGAGAUUUUUUUGAUGGAUGGAAAUUAUGAAAACCUGGAACAUGUAUUUGCUAUUAAGCAUUUACUUCCACUAUUCUUAAAAUAUAAAUAAUAAAUAUAAGAACUUUAUUUGUGCAUAAAUGCAUAUGUGUACAGAUUCUCUGUCACACACACAUAUGAAGAUAUAUUCUUUUCCUACUUUGUUUGUGAAAUACUAAGAAGUGAAAAUAGUGUUUAUUAACCCUCAUGGUGAUUAGAAGUAUCAAAGUAUUACAGACAACUGAAAAAUUGUGUGAAUUGAUAUUUAAAUGUAGUCUGCUACUGUUUCUCAUAGAGAUAUUAGCACUUUUGUAAAAUGUAUCUUUGUAGCAACAAAUAUGAGUAUGCAGUUUAAGGAAUUCUUUUCCGUAUUUAUAUUGUUCUGUUUUGUAAUUUUCACUAUAUAGGCAAUCUUGUAAGCACCCCGUGUCAUUAAAACAAGCAAAAUUAGGAGUCAAAUGUGAAAACAUAGUUUAAAUAAAAUUAAAACAUCAGAACUUAAAUGUCUUUAAUAGUACUUGUGAACUUGUACAGUGUCUCUACAAACUGGUCUGAAAAAAUGGCAACUUGCUAUUUGUGUUUUCUAUCAACUGGAUGUGCUAUUCUCAAACACUAUUUUGAAAUAAAGAUCUUUAUUUUGAAA
This is a messenger RNA of Pogoniulus pusillus (Red-fronted tinkerbird), 4642 nucleotides long. RefSeq names its product MyoD family inhibitor domain containing (gene MDFIC). Gene Ontology annotation, molecular function: transcription factor binding. Gene Ontology annotation, biological process: positive regulation of viral transcription; negative regulation of DNA-templated transcription; cell adhesion involved in heart morphogenesis. NCBI's taxonomy places the organism in Eukaryota, Metazoa, Chordata, Aves, Piciformes, Lybiidae. Gene Ontology annotation, cellular component: extracellular matrix; nucleus; cytoplasm. The coding region runs from base 426 to 1379 and encodes 317 amino acids. The transcript is spliced from 3 exons. The record is from RefSeq and is a predicted model, not a curated record.